UGGCGAAAAUAGCAUGGAAAGUGAUAUCUUAAUAAUACCGAAUCCUUAAUUAUCUCUUGAUUCAGGUACAACAAUCCUUCCGCCUUUUGCUAUAUGCAAUUUAUCUUUCCAUAAUUAUGGGUCACGUAUUACUCAUGCACGCACGCCACCUGCUCUCCAUCUUUACAAGUCAUGCUCUGCCAUUAAAAUGCCGCCGGAGAUCACAAGUAAACUGAUCAAACAUGGCGUCCACUACCUCACUCGUCCAACGCGGUCACGUUGCGGUUCUAGCAUUCCCCUUUGCAGCCCACCCCGGACUUCUGUUCGGCCUCGUGCGCCGCCUAGCCACCGCUGCGCCCAACGCGACUUUCACCUUUUUCAGCACCGCCAAGUCGAACGCUAAGGUAUUUGCGACCACCUCUGAAAUCCCCGGGAACAUCGAGCGCUGCGACGUGCCUGACGGCUUGCCGGAGGGCUACGUCUUUGCAGGGAAUGUGGAGGAAGAGAUCGGCAUGUUCCUCAAGUCCGCGCCGGAAAAUUUCAAGACAGCCGUGGCAGCAGCUGAUGGGAAGGAGUCAGGGAUGAGAGUCGGGUGCGUGGUGGCGGAUGCUUUCCUGUGGUUCUCCGGUGAAAUGGCGGCGGAGAUGGGGGUUUCUUGGGUGCCUGUUUGGACCUCCGGUGCUGCCUCGCUAUUACUCCACCUCUAUACUGACUUCAUCAGGGAAACUGUCGGACUCCAACCAGGACGUGAAGAAGAAAUUGUGACAUUCAUUCCUGGGUUGUCUGAGCUACGUCUCGGCGACAUGCCCAGUGGAAUCGUGACUGGAAACAUAGACUCACCAUUCGCAGUGAUGCUUCAUAACAUGGGUCGUGCGUUACAGAAAACCACCAUAAUGCCCAUCAAUUCCUUCGAAGAAUUGGAUCCACCCAUCAUAAAUCAUCUCAAAACAACAUUCUCAAACGUCCUCAACAUCGGUCCCUUCAACCUCACAUCCCCACCCCCCUCAUCCGACAACCUAGACCGCCACAACUGCAUCUCGUGGCUGGAUUCUCAACCCCCAAACUCAGUGGCAUAUCUAGCCUUCGGGACGGUGGCGACGCCACCACCCAACGAGUUAAACGCCAUUGCUGAAGCCCUGGAAGAGAGCAAAACUCCGUUUCUUUGGUCACUGGGUGAGAAGUUUACCAGCCAUCUCCCAGAAGGGUUCUUGGAGAGGACCAAAGGGUUUGGGAAAAUAGUGCCAUGGACACCUCAAGUUAAAGUGCUGGGACACGGUUCAAUCGGAGUGUUCAUAAAUCACGGCGGGUGGAACUCUGUUCUGGAGAGUAUUACUGCCGGGGUGCCCAUAAUUUGUAGGCCAUUUUUUGGGGAUCACCAUCUAAAUUGUUGGAUGGUUGAGAGGGUAUGGGGAAUUGGGGUGAGGGUUGAUGGGGGAGGUUUUACCAAGAAUGGAACAAUGGAUACCCUUGAAUUGGUCCUAUCUUGUGACACGGGGAAGGCAUUAAAGAGGCAAGUUGAAGUGUACAAAGAGCUUGUCCAAAGAGCUGUAGGGCCAAAGGGCAGCUCAACCCAAAGCUUCAACACAUUGUUAUUGAAGGUUAUCAGCGGUGAAAACCAUUGAAAUUUCAAUCAUUCAUCUCAUCUUAACGCAGCAGGCUUCACUACAUAGUGCAAGCAACGUGUAUACCACAUUAUUCACUGCACGUUUA
This is a messenger RNA of Ipomoea nil (Japanese morning glory), 1689 nucleotides long. RefSeq names its product kaempferol 3-O-beta-D-galactosyltransferase-like. The coding region runs from base 222 to 1601 and encodes 459 amino acids. Lineage: Eukaryota; Viridiplantae; Streptophyta; Magnoliopsida; Solanales; Convolvulaceae. The record is from RefSeq and is a predicted model, not a curated record. The transcript has 3 exons. Gene Ontology annotation, molecular function: UDP-glycosyltransferase activity.